Messenger RNA from Anopheles marshallii, 963 nucleotides. RefSeq names its product FGFR1 oncogene partner 2 homolog (gene Fgop2). Bases 1 to 963 code for a protein of 320 amino acids. NCBI's taxonomy places the organism in Eukaryota, Metazoa, Arthropoda, Insecta, Diptera, Culicidae. The transcript has a single exon. The record is from RefSeq and is a predicted model, not a curated record.
AUGUCUGUUACUUUUGAGCAGAUUAUACUCGACGCUAAGCGCAUUGCCAAUCGGCUCAAGGACCGAGAGGCUCUAGGAGAUGCACUGCUGCUGGAAUCGGAAUCAGUGAACAAGCACAUCGAAUCGAUGCGCCAGUUCCAGGACGAUAUCGACAUACUGAACAAAUUGGCACGUGAUCGCUCCAACAACCAGCUGAUAACGAUCAUCCACCAGGAGAACCCACAGAUCCGCGAGAUACAACAAGAGAACCGCCUGCUGAAGGCAGCGCUGGAAGACCAUCAGCACGCACUAGAGCACAUCAUGUCUAAAUACCGAGAGCACACGCAAGCAAAAAUUCUCAACACGAAGGUGAACUUUGUGGAAGCAUUCACACGCCACCACCGGUCGGCCGACAUCGAGCGACGCGACGAGCUGAUCCGACAGCAGACGGCCAAGAUACAGGAAAUGGCCGCUGUUAUGCAGCGAGUCUCGCAGAUGGACGAGGAAAAGGUCAACCAAGAGCAGGAGGUGUUGAGCAAGCUGAUGACAGAAAAUAAGGGACUGCGGGAACUGUUGGAAAUAUCGCGCAAGUACGGUUCCGGCGGCCAGAAGAUGCUGGUCGACGACAAAUCAACCCAAACCGAUAGCUAUCUGCUGGAUGGUUUGAUUGAAGCGGCCGUCACGGCAAGGGCAAAUGUAUCGAAGCAAACGCCAGCACCGGCAUCAUCGUCACCACCAUCACCACCACAGUCUGCAGCCGUACCUACGUCGGGGCCCGCAGCUAUACAGUCUGGAGCGUCAUCCCCGAAUGCAAGCUUAACGAAACCGACCGUCGAUGAUCCAGCACGUUCACCAAACGGCAAGAGUUCCGUCGCAAAUCCAACAACAGUCAGUAAUGGGGUAGCAACGACCUCCCCGAGCGCACCAUCUGCAGUGGCAGCCCCAGCUAGCACUACUUCCGUGGCAACCUCUUCGACUUCGUGA